AGCUUCUCUAACGCUCUCACCAAGAACAUAGUGGCCAUGCUGGUGUGGCUCGCCCUCAGCGUCAUCAACGGCAGCAUGGUGCUCACCUUCCUGCGAAACAGUCUCUUCUAUGAGAACCCGCGGUACAUCAUGUUCAUCUACAUGGUGAUCAACGAUGCUCUGCUGCUCAGCCUCGUUACGGCUCUCUACGUGGUCAGCUAUAUCUUCAGGAUGAUCCACGCCUCCGUCUGCUGCUUUCUGAUCAUGACGGCGGUCCUCACCACCCGCUCCACCCCUCUCAUCCUGGCCGGCAUGGCGGUGGAGCGCUACAUCUCCAUCUGCUUCCCUUUGUACUACAGCCAGAUGUGCACCGUCCCUCGCACCCUCCGCCUCAUUGGCGUCAUCCUCAUCCUCACCGCCGCCCCGCCCGUCACCGACCUCCUCAUCACCCUUGUCUACCAGCCUCUGAGUUUCUUCCAAACCUCCAUUUUCUGCGACCACCCUCUUCUCUUCCGCCAUCAGUCCAUCUACUACAAGAACUGUGUGUUUGACGGGGUGUACCUGUCCUUCGUGGCUCUGUCGCUGCUCUACACCUACUGUAAGAUCAUGCUGGCGGCACAGGCCGCCUCGAUGGGCCUGGCAUCAGUGAAGAGAGCCAGGAACACUGUGCUGCUUCAUGGGCUACAGCUGCUGCUGUGCCUGCUUGCCUUCGUGGUUCCUUCCCUUCAGGCGGCUCUCAUCUCCCUCUUCCCCCGCUUCAGUCUAGAGAUCCGUUACAUCUUCUUCCUGGUCGUCUACAUCAUCCCCCGCUUUAUGAGCCCACUCAUCUACGGUUUUCGGGAUGAGCAGUUCAGGAAGUACUGGACCCGGUACCUGGCUUGUCGGGGCAAAAGUAUUGUCAGGGUCAGACCGGUGUUACUGCCAGUGAACCUGCAUGCGAAAUAA
Messenger RNA from Perca fluviatilis (European perch), 924 nucleotides. RefSeq names its product odorant receptor 131-2-like. The coding region runs from base 37 to 924 and encodes 295 amino acids. Gene Ontology annotation, molecular function: G protein-coupled receptor activity. Gene Ontology annotation, biological process: G protein-coupled receptor signaling pathway. Gene Ontology annotation, cellular component: membrane. The transcript is spliced from 4 exons. NCBI's taxonomy places the organism in Eukaryota, Metazoa, Chordata, Actinopteri, Perciformes, Percidae. The record is from RefSeq and is a predicted model, not a curated record.